AUGGAGGGCCUACCACCUGUUACGCCGGGGGUGGCGCCACGGACAUCCCUAGUCAGCAUGUUCCGAAAGAACGGCAGGCCAACCUCCUGUGAACCAUGUCGUAUCUCCAAGGUCAGAUGUGAUCAUGUAACACCCAUCUGCCAGCGAUGCGAGAAGCGAGGGAUUGCUGAUAAGUGCUAUUACCAUGAGGCGCCUUUGACUCGGGCUGGUCCAAGAAAUCGUAAUAGAGUCACCAAGUCAUCUAGUCUAUCCGGGACAGACGCUGUGAGCCGACGCAGCUCUGACAUUAAAAGUGCCCUUCUUAAAUACCCUACGCCCUCCGAUGGAAAAGCGGAUGGCGGCACAACUAUUCAGAACGCCUAUCUUGGUUCAACCAGCUUCCUGUCUGUUUUCCAAGAAACCCCUUCGGGAUUCUCCAGCUGCUCUGUUCUAUCGCCCCAAGUGGACCUGGGACAAUGGGGUUACGAUGCUGCUUAUACAGAGCUCAACUUGGCCCGGCUCCUUUCCGCGUUUGACUUGUAUGAAAAGCUGAUCAUAUCGUUUUAUGAAAAAUAUCACCUCACCAUCAUUCCCAUGCAGUUAGUGCUUACUCCUCUCAGGGCCACCAAGGCCUAUUUGGAAACUGGAGGGUGGCUUCAAGAGUCGCGUCAGCGUGAGCUCUACGCCAAAAUCACCCAAAGCACCGCUCGUCCACUCCAAAUCCAAAUUUCUGGCACCUCAUCACUGGAAGACUUCAGUGCCUUAUUUUCUGGGGAGAAUUUGAGAUGGGAAUUUGUUGGGGUAAUUUAUUCACUAGCAGGGCUGAGUGCCAUCUCAGAUCACCUCCUCACGCCCGUGCCUUGGUCUUAUAAUGAGGAGGUUCAGGACAAAGAAGCGUUUGCUAAAGAGAUGGCUGCAGCAUGCCACCACGUAUACGCAGUCAUGGGCGACUUGGUCACUGAUAUAUACGGAAUGGGCCUUCACCGAUAUAAAACUCCAGAUUCAGACGUCCCCUUCUUUCUUUCGGAAGUCCGCAAGAGAUUGGUUGCUGCCACGUACCGAACGGAUAAAAACUUAGCAACGUUUCUGGGCCGGCCACCGCGUCUCCCUUAUCACUAUUGUGAUGCCGCUUUACCCCUGGAUAUUGGGGAUGAAGACCUUUUCCUUCAAGGUGAGGAGCUUCAAGCAGUCCUUAGGAAGCUAACACACGACGGAUGGGGCUCUGAGGGAACCUCGAAUGGCAAAAUCCGGCCUGUAACCGCCAUUAGGAUGCGUUAUUUCUCCUCAAUUUUUCGAGAGAAAGUCCUGAGGCUGUCCCUUGGACGAAAAGGGGAAACUUUCACGCACGACCUCCAAGAAACUUAUCAGGAAUGCAAGCGGAUGUUGGACGGAGUUCCUGGAUGGUUUCACUACCGUACAGACUGCUGGGAAACACUCGAUUCGGUCACAUGCAUUGUUGAGCGCAUUCGAUGCCGGGAGAAACAGGGCUCCGUAAGGGAUCUUCUUGAUAGCUCAAUGCAGGCUGUUUCCGCUGUGAUAGAUUUCACGAAACAAGGGGAGAAGAAGGGUAAUAAGGUUUGGAAAGAUUUUGCUUGGGUGUUCCUACUAUAUGCUCUGCCGACUGCGGGUGUUCUCGCAAUUGAACUUCAUAGAUGCACAGUCACGGAGACCCCUCUUUCAUCCACUGCGCCUCGGUCUGAGGUUAUUCGCAACCUAAGCACCAUUGUUUCAUGGUUUGAGUGCACCGACCUCCCAGUUAAUGCUACUCAUAACACCUGUGUGGAGGUUAGUAAGGCUAUCAACAAACUCCUGGACGAUACUUUAAACUAUCAGCCCGGUACCGGCCAGCGCCGAAUAGGGGGUGACCAUCGAGUCGCAGAACUCGCCAUCUCCUCUGAGAUGCCUCCUGGAGUAGAUACGGAUACUGUCAUGAAAAACACUAAGCCUUAUGACUUGGGGGUCCCGAUGUUACACCCUGAGCCGUUUGGUAGUGAUCUGACCAAUGGCAUAUCAAUUGGGACGGGAGAAAGCUUUCUCACCUGGCUUGAUGGACUGGGGAUGGACACGUCUAUUCCAGAGUUUCUGCUAUGA
Messenger RNA from Microsporum canis CBS 113480, 2070 nucleotides. RefSeq lists its product as hypothetical. The transcript has 6 exons. Gene Ontology annotation, molecular function: DNA binding; zinc ion binding; DNA-binding transcription factor activity, RNA polymerase II-specific. NCBI's taxonomy places the organism in Eukaryota, Fungi, Ascomycota, Eurotiomycetes, Onygenales, Arthrodermataceae. Bases 1 to 2070 code for a protein of 689 amino acids. Gene Ontology annotation, cellular component: nucleus. Gene Ontology annotation, biological process: regulation of DNA-templated transcription; DNA-templated transcription. The record is from RefSeq and is a predicted model, not a curated record.